AAACUCAGAUAUAUCCUUCUGGAAGAAUCUGAUAUCAUGGUGGUUGAGCAUAUCGUUGAUGACGAGCUUGCAAUCGGAGAGGACGAGGUUUUGCAUCUGCUGGCAGGUUUUUGGUGGUGUACUGAGCGUCGUAAGCUUCAAUUUCCAAGUGGGCAUGUUCGAAACUGGAGACGAAGUACUCACUUUCAUCGAGGAAGACGAUGCGGCUGUCGAGACCGAAGAUGAGGAAGUAACAAAGGGAGGGGCGGCGGUUAAGAGCCGCGGAAAUAAGGGAGAGUUCGGAGAGGGUCAUGAGGUGCUGGAUGGUGUUGGAGGAGGCGGCAUAGUGGAGGAGCGUGGUGGCGAUAGAGGAGGGAAGGGCGAAGCAGAGAGAGAAGAGGAAAGGUUGAGGAAGACUAGGGUAGUUUUGUAAAUUUAUAAUUUACUAUUAAUAAUAUUUUAAUUUAUUA
Rubroshorea leprosula is the source of this 449-nucleotide messenger RNA. NCBI's taxonomy places the organism in Eukaryota, Viridiplantae, Streptophyta, Magnoliopsida, Malvales, Dipterocarpaceae. The record is from the annotation of a GenBank genome assembly.